AGCAAUUCAUAACCAGAUUUGAUCAAAUUUGAUUAUUUUUCUUUCGACAUGAAUUUCUUCAAAGCUGUUUUCGCAGACGAUUCAGAGUCCUCAGAUGAAGAAAACCAGCCAUCUGUUUCAGAAUCUUCUAAAAGAUCACUUGAUGAUGAAGAACAACAACAAGAAGAAGGAGAAGAAUACGACCAUGAUGCAGAAGCGCCAUUGAACGAACACGAUGCAGAAUCAGAUCCUAAUCCCAACCUCAACCCUAGCCCUAAAUCUUCAGGCGGUUCUGGCUGGAGUUUUGGAGGGUUGAUUAAGAACUUGUCCACAAAAUCUGAAUCGGUACUCCAGACGUACCGUCUUGAUUUUGAGGAAUUCCGCUCCGGCCUGAAGAGGGAGACGGAUGUGAUACGCGAAGUUGCCACUCGUGCUGUGAAGGGACUUCCGGUGUCUCUUGAGGUUGGGGCAUCGGUGGCCCAGGAAUCGCUCGAGUCUGUUGGACAAGCAAUCGACGAAUUUGGGAGUUCUGUGUGGCGUGGGACGGCCGAGAUCAUCUCUCAUGGUAAGGAUGCUCUCCUUGCUGCGGAUUCCGAAAGCGAUUCUUCUGAUAGCCAACAGCUUAGUAAUCCUAGUUUUAGUUCGAAGCGGUACAGUAGAUUCGAGGCACAGGUUCAUGCAGUUCAAACUGAUGUCAAUACUUACUGCGGUGAGCCUGAGGAUUUGGAUGACUUCAAUAAGUGGAAAUCAGGGUUUGUGCUUGAGGAGAAAACGGAGGAGAUUGACACUUUAUUCGGCGAGAAUGGGGUUAUGGAGGGGACUUAUGCGAAGCUUGUUCCCAGUACCGUUGAUCAUGAGAUUUUCUGGACUCGUUACUUUUAUAGGGUUUACAAACUCAAGCAAGUGGAGGAUGCUAGGGCUAAUCUUGUGAAGAGAGUGAUUUCCAGGGAAGAAGAAGAUUUGACUUGGGAUGUUGACGAUGAUGAAGAUGAUGAAACGAAGGAAGGCUAUUCAGAGAUUGCAUCCAGGAAGAAGCCUGUCGAGGAACAAGCGGUCAGUAGCCCUAAGGUUGCUGCUAAGACGGGAGAUUGGAGCUCCCAUGAAGAAAUUGAGAACAUGGGUCGAGUUGCGGAAUCUAUUAGUGAUAAUGGGUCUGAGCUAUUAAUGGGAAAACCUGAUCAUUCAGAAUCUGGAUUGAAUGGUGAUGAGUCAUUUACCAAAUCCGAAGAGAAUGCAUUACUGGAAGGGAAGACUGACGCUGGUGAAUCUUGCAAGGACAGUGAUUUUUCUGUUGUCUCAAGUCAUCCAUCAUUGCCUGAGGAAGAAGAAGACGACCUUGGAUGGGAUGAGAUUGAAGAUCUUGAUAGUAACGACGAGAAGAAAGAAUCUGUUGGUGGGAGCCCAAAUAGAACUGAUCUUCGAAAGCGGUUGAGUGGUGCGCAUGAAGAGGAAGAUCUUAGUUGGGAUAUUGAAGAUGAUGACUAGCCUGUGAAGCCUUGAUUAAUUACUUUGAUAUUAGGACUCCGAUGGUCAGAAAAAAAUGUUACCAUUCUUUGCCCCUUUCUCCUCCUUUCUUUCCUGUAAGUUUCUAUUGUCUGCUACGAAUGUUAAUUGCAUUAUUGAUGAUUAAUAAUUGGUUGGUCUU
Molecule: messenger RNA, 1624 nt
Organism: Telopea speciosissima
Lineage: Eukaryota; Viridiplantae; Streptophyta; Magnoliopsida; Proteales; Proteaceae
Product: BSD domain-containing protein 1-like
Exons: 1
Coding region: 49-1464 (471 amino acids)
Cellular component (GO): cytoplasm
Source: RefSeq, a predicted model, not a curated record